This is a messenger RNA of Daucus carota subsp. sativus, 2544 nucleotides long. RefSeq lists its product as uncharacterized. Gene Ontology annotation, molecular function: nucleic acid binding; RNA-DNA hybrid ribonuclease activity. The record is from RefSeq and is a predicted model, not a curated record. The transcript has a single exon. NCBI's taxonomy places the organism in Eukaryota, Viridiplantae, Streptophyta, Magnoliopsida, Apiales, Apiaceae. The coding region runs from base 1 to 2544 and encodes 847 amino acids.
AUGAAUAAGCUAAUUUCUCCUACACAGACGGCUUUUAUUAAAGGCCGACAAAUUUCGGAUGGCAUUCUUAUCACUUCAGAAGUCUAUCACUCACUGCAAACCGAACAAAGCAAGGGUCUUAUUCUUAAAAUCGACUUUGCAAAAGCAUUUGACUGCAUCAACUGGGAAUUUUUGUUUCAUGUGUUGGAGGUUAUGCAUUUCGAUGUUAAGUGGAUUAAAUGGAUCAGAAACCUGUUUGAUUCCUCAAGGGUUUCAGUCUUGGUAAACGGUAGCCCAACGGAGGAAUUUCACCCUACUCGUGGCCUCCGCCAAGGAGAUCCUUUGUCUCCGUUAUUGUUCAACAUAAUUGGUGAGGUCCUCUCCUGCUUGAUUUAUGCAGCGCAUAGUAAUGGAUUAUUUGAAGGAGUGGCGAUAAAUGGCUGUUCUGAUAGAGUUACUCAUCUCCAAUUUGCCGACGAUGUCAUACUAUUCCUCAACAAUAACUCACUCUCUGUCAAAGGUAUCAAGGCAACGCUUCAGGUUUUUGAACUCAUCUCAGGCUUACAAAUCAAUUACCGAAAAAGUAAGUUAUAUGGAUUUAAAGAAAAUCUUGAGCUACUACAAAGCUGGUCAGAUUGGUUAGGGUGCUCAAUUAGUUCUGAUCCACUCUCGUACCUUGGAGCACCUAUAGGACAGUCCCCAAAAAGAACAAUUUUCUGGAGGCCACUGGAGCAUAAGAUCGCUUCAAAACUACAGAGAUGGAACGCCUCAAAUGUUUCCAUGGCGGGACGGUUAGUGCUGCUUCAAUCAGUACUGGACAGCUCUCCGGUGUACUGGUUUAGUUUGUUUAAGAUGCCCCAGACGACUAUUCAAUAUAUUGAUAAACAGAGAAGACACUUUUUAUGGGGAGGUAAAACUAAUGGCCCGAGGAAAUUACAUCUUCUAAAUUGGGAGCGUCUUUGCACUCCUAAAUCAAGUGGUGGUCUAGGUAUUGCCUCUCUUGAGGUCCGUAACAUCUCGCUAUUAGCAAAAUGGUGGUGGAGAUGCUAUUCACAAAGAGAUCAGCUUUGGAAUACUAUCUUAACGCGUAAGUAUGGUGAGCUAAUCAGAUACAAUCUCGGGCUAAUAGCAGGCAGCUCUAAUCUCUCCCCAAUUCUCAAAGGCAUUGUCAAUUUAGGACAAAAUAAGAGGGUGGAACCCCUGUUAAGACCUCAUAAUUUUAAGUGGGAACUGGGCAAUGGAUCUUCAAUAUAUUUCUGGGAAGACUGGUGGUGGGGAGACGGCCCUCUGGCUACAUGUUACUCCAGAUUAUAUUCAUUAUCUAAGCUUAAGUUCAAGUCCAUCUUCGAAUUCUUAUCGCUAUGGAAUGAAACUGGUUCUGAUCACUUACUCUGGAAUCUUAAUCUUCUCCCUUCUGAUGUGGAACAAAUUUCACAGCUCAGAGUGUUAUUAAGAGACAUCCAACCGAGACAACACAACGACAAACUGUUCUGGCAGGACCACAAGGGCUCUCUCACCUCGAAAAAUCUUAUGAAGUGCAUGACACUUGGGGAUCGCACACCGCAUGCACCAUCCAGAAUUUGGUCUCUAAUCUGGAGUCUAAAGGUUCCGCCAAAAAUUAGAAUCUUCCUGUGGAAAGUUAGAUGGGGAAUCCUACCAUCCAAACAGCUACUACACUCAAGGUUGGCUGAAGUGAGCCCAUGCUGUGAUAAAUGCGAAAGUAUAGUUGAAUCCCAAAACCACAUAUUGUGGGAAUGCAAGAUUGCCAGGUGGGUCUGGGAUUUUAUAGCCAACUGGUGGAGCUUAAAGUCACAAUUUCUAAGGUUAACUUCAUUCUCUCUUGAGAAUAUUUUGUCGUUACAUCGAACUUCAGUGACAUCAAAAAUAUGGCACUUAAUCGUUGCAGCAAGUCUCUGGACCAUCUGGCUAGCACGUAAUGAGUCCAUAUUUCAAUCUUCAGUUCCACGUAAAUCGGUUCUCCUAAACUUAGUUUUCACAAGGAUUAACAAAUGGGGCGAGGCCUCAAAACUGACCCCAUUCACUGCAGACCCUCUUUGGAAAUCUAAUCCCUCAGGUGCAGUUGUGAUUUAUUACAGUAAGUUGAGUGCGGAGUAUUGGAACUAUAAAUUCUUGACUCAUGAUUUAGUAUGUAUGACGGAUGGGGCUUGGGGUGCAUGUGAAAAUGGAUCCCUCAAUGGUGCAAUCGGAGGUCGAAUUCUCAAUAAAGACAAAAGAGUGCUACAUGUAUUUUCAAUCCCAGUAUAUGUGGUAAACAGUCUGCAAGCCGAACUGGAAGCUCUACUUUACAUGUUAGAUCAAGUCAAGCGACACUUCAGCACAGCAUCUCAAGUAGCCAUAUGCUCAGAUUCAAAGGAAGCUUUACAGAUAAUCCGGAAAAGAGAGGUUCAUUGUGAAAUAUUGAGAAGACCCAUCCCUGAGUUCUCUUCUCUACUAGACUCUAUUGUUAGUCUCUACUACGUACCUAGAGCACUAAACUCGGAGGCAGAUGAUUUGGCUAAGGAGGGCCUAAACAGAGCCACAGAAGCAAUCUUCUGGGCGUCAUAA